UGUGUGAAUACAGGAGGAGCUCUGACAUCACUGUAGUUCAGUGAGAGACUCAGAGAAAGAGAAACUAACUUGAUCAACAACAAAAUGGACGCCUGAAACCAUCGAACUCUUUAAACAACAGAAUAUUGAGUCGUUCAGAGACCCUUGUGAACACAUCUGAUACUCACAGGCUUUAAGAGGGAAAGAACAAUGGCAGAAUCUUCACUAACAGAAAGAAAAACCAGGAGAGGGAGUAUCGAAAUAUUACCUCCAUUCAUGUCAUCCUCCAUGAGUUCACUGUCUGAGGAAAUUCAGUGCUCUGUAUGUCUGGAUGUGUUCACUGAUCCAGUCUCGACUCCAUGUGGACACAACUUCUGCAAGAUCUGUCUGAAUAAGUGCUGGGACAACAGCCAGACCUGCAGCUGUCCAUACUGUAAAGAAACAUUCAAGCAAAGACCUGAUCUCAAGAUUAAUACCACACUCCGAGAGCUCGUAGAUCACUGUAAGAAGAAAAGUCCUGAGAAAAAGCCUGAAGUUCUGUGUGACAUCUGUGAGGAAAGAAAGCUGAAAGCGCUGAAGUCGUGUCUGGUGUGUCAGAGCUCUUACUGUGAAACUCACCUGGAGCCUCAUCUGAGAGUGACACGUUUGAAGAAACACAAACUGAUGGAUCCUGUGAGUAAUCUGGAGGACUAUAUAUGUCAGAAACAUGAGAGACCUCUGGAUCUGUUCUGUAGAGAUGAUCAGACAUGUGUGUGUUCAGUCUGCUCUGUGAAAGACCACAAGAACCACAACACUGUUCCUAUAGAAGAGGAGAGUCAAGAGAAGAAGACUGAACUGAUGAAGACACAGAAAGACGUGCAGCUGAUGAUCAAGAACAGAAUCAAGAAGAUUCAAGACAUCAAACACUCAGCAGAAGUCAGAAAAAGAAACACAGAGAAGGAGAAAGCAGUCCGUGUCGAGCUCUUCACUGAUCUCAUCCGCUCCAUUGAGAGACAUCAGACUGAACUGCUGGAGAUGAUGGAGGAGCAGCAGAAAGCAGCAGAGAAACAGGAGCGAGAGCUGAUUGAAGAGCUGGAGCAGGAGAUCACUGAGCUAAAGAUGAGAAACACUGAGCUGGAGCAGCUCUCACACACUGAAGAUCACCUCCACCUCCUACAGAUUCACUCAUCCCUGUGCAGCUCUAGAAACACCAGGAACUGGCCUGAGAUCAGUAUGAAGACUGAUGAGAGUCUGGAGACUCUGAGGAGAGCUCUGACUCAACUGAAGGACACUAUAGAUGAGAAACUCACACUAACUGUCUCUACAGAGCUGAAGUGGAUGCAGCAGUAUGCAGUGGAUGUGACUCUUGAUCCUGAUACAGCUCAACCAUAUCUCAUUCUGUCUGAUGAUGGAAAACAAGUGAGAUGUGGAGACAUUAGACAGAAACUCCCAGACACACCAGAGAGAUUUGAUACAUGUCCCUGUGUCCUGGGAAAGGAGGGAUUCUCCUCAGGGAGAUUUUAUUUUGAGGUGCAGGUGAAGGGAAAGACUGAAUGGGAUUUAGGAGUGGCCAGAGAAUCCAUUAACAGGAAGGGACAGAUCAUACUGAGUCCCAGUGAUGGAUACUGGACUGUGGUUCUGAGUAAUGGAAAUGAAUAUGAAGCCUGUGAUGAUACUUCUGUCUCUCUGUCUCUGAGAGUGAAGCCGCAGCGGGUCGGUGUGUUUGUGGAUUAUGAGGAGGGUCUGGUCUCCUUUAAUGAUGUGGAGUCCAACUCUCAUAUCUACUCUUUCACUGCUCAGUCUUUCACUGAAAAACUCUAUCCAUAUUUUAGCCCACGCACUAAUGAUGGAGGUAAAAACUCAAGCCCACUGAUCAUCACACCUGUCAGUUAUAAUAAAUGAAUUUACUCAAUUAUCAAAUGCAAGAUUAAAAUAAUGAAUUUUAUAAUUAAAAAUCUGGAAACAUUA
Messenger RNA from Cyprinus carpio (common carp), 1926 nucleotides. RefSeq names its product E3 ubiquitin-protein ligase TRIM39-like. The record is from RefSeq and is a predicted model, not a curated record. The coding region runs from base 190 to 1860 and encodes 556 amino acids. The transcript is spliced from 8 exons. NCBI's taxonomy places the organism in Eukaryota, Metazoa, Chordata, Actinopteri, Cypriniformes, Cyprinidae.